Messenger RNA from Malaya genurostris, 3336 nucleotides. RefSeq lists its product as uncharacterized. NCBI's taxonomy places the organism in Eukaryota, Metazoa, Arthropoda, Insecta, Diptera, Culicidae. The coding region runs from base 1 to 3336 and encodes 1111 amino acids. The record is from RefSeq and is a predicted model, not a curated record. The transcript has 5 exons.
AUGGUAACGCGUAAACAGACGCAACCGGAGCCUGCAGCAUCAGGAAAAGAGCCCGAGAAGAAAAAGUCGGGGAAUAAAAAGCCUGGAAAAGUGGAUCCGUCGUCAACUAGCGUGAGCGAAUUUAGAGGAGCAUACCGCAAACAUUCGACACCGAAAGCAACCCGAAAGUUCGUCGAAAAAUUUGUUAAAAGACCGGCUACUCUGCCGGACUGUUUCAUGUUUGGUAACGCGAGCAAUAAAACUCCAACCGGACAUCCAGAAGUUCCCAGGAAGAGCGCCAAUAUUAUGCGUAAGCUAGGGAAAGUCCAAGAGUCGGAAAGCAAAGAAAGUGCCAAAGAAGAAGAAAAAGAAGAGUCGUUCGAAGAAGAUGAGCGUAGUACCGGAUCGGAGCAAGUAAAACGAUCGUCUAGAAAAGUUGAUCAUUCGAAACGGGGCGAACAUCGUGAGCCGACUAAAGCACAGUUGUCCGCUCGGCAGUUUUUGUCCAGGAAGUUACCUACGUUUUCCGGCAAUCUGGAGGAAUGGCCGAUGUUUAUCAGCAGUUAUGAGACGUCGACGAAGGCGUGCGGCUUUUCCAAUGUCGAAAACCUGGCGCGACUUCAAGAGUACCUAAAGGGUGAAGCGCUAGAAGCGGUGAGAGGCAGACUACUUUUGCCGAAAUCAGUUCCGAACAUCAUUGAGACCCUACGUAUGCUGUAUGGACGACCAGAGCGCCUACUGAACAUGCUGCUAGCGAAGGUUCACAACACAGCACCGCCGAAGGCUGAUCGGUUGGUAACUUUCAUAGGGUUCGAAGUGGUAGUCCAACAACUUGCCGAUCAUUUGGAAGCUACCGGACUAACUACGCAUCUGGUGAAUCCGAUGCUCAUUCAAGAGCUAACCGAAAAGCUACCCGCAGGAACACAGCUGGAUUGGACGCAAGUGAAAUCGUGGCAUACGGAGAAUCAUCCGGAGUUGCGGAAUAUGGAUCUAGAAAGAGCAAAACGAAGACCAGAACGAAUGAAGGAGAGAAUACCGUGUAGAAUCUGUGGUGGACUGAAUCACCGAAUUAGAAACUGUGACAAAUUUCGAAAACUGUCUCUCGUCGAACGGUGGGAAGCUGUCCGUAAAUGGCAGCUGUGUCAACUUUGCUUGAACGAACACAGAGCGGCUAACUGUAAGCUUAGUUUUCGUUGCGACAUCGAAGGAUGUAAAGAUCGUCACAAUCCUCUGCUACACGCGGUGAGAUCGUCUACCAGUUCAAACUGCAACAUCCAUUCUAGCCAACCGAAGUCUUCCGUAAUCUUUCGAAUGAUUCCUGUUACGUUGUACUGCGGAAAGUUUGCAGUAGAUACGAUCGCGUUCCGGGAUGAAGGCUCGUCGUACACUCUGGUGGAAAAGGAGUUAGUAUGUCGGUUGGGAAUUAAUGGUGCAACGCAACCGCUACGCGUGACAUGGACUGCAGGAGUCUCCCGACUUGAAAAAUACUCACAGUGCGUGAAUUUCCGCAUCUCUGCAAAAGGAUCAGCUCAGCGUUUUCUGAUAAAAGGCGCUCACACGGUAGAAAGCUUAAAGCUUCCGACGCAUUCCCUACCUCUGUCCGAAAUCGUGAAACAGUACGAUCAUCUACGAGGUUUGCCGAUUGCUGAUAUUCGUUCAGCUACUCCACGGAUUUUGAUCGGGCUAAAGGAUAUACACCUGUACGCGCCGAUAGAAUCCAAAAUUGGUCGGCCAGAAGAGCCGAUAGCUGUCAGAUCGAAGCUAGGCUGGACUAUUUACGGUCCGAUGGAAGCAGUCACGACAAGUAGCGGAAUUGUCGGCUAUCAUACGUGCAGCACCGUUACGAACCAAGAGCUCCAUGAUCUGCUUAAGAGCUACUAUACGCUAGAGGAGUCUGGUAUAUCGGUGGCCUUGCUUCCCGAACCAGAAGAAGACAGGAGAGCGAAGGAUAUACUAAAAAAGACAACAAAAAGGAUUAGUGAUUGCUUCGAAACAUAUCUGCUGUGGAAGGAAGAUAACCCCGAAUUCCUCGAUAGCUAUCUUAUGGCUGUCAAGCGUUUAAAAUGUCUGGAGAAUCGUCUAAGGAAAAAUCCAGAGUUGUACAAUAAAGUACGUACAACUAUCGCUGACUACUUGGCUAAAGAGUACGCCCACAAGGCGACAUCGUCAGAGCUAGCGGCAUUUGAUAGCAACAAAGUGUGGCAUGUGCCGCUGAAUUUCGUUUACAAUCCAAAGAAGGAGAAGUUCCGCUUAGUAUGGGAUGCAAGAGCAGAAGUUAGAGGAUUUUCGCUAAACUCAAAGCUAUUGAAGGGACCAGAUAUGCUAACCGCCCUACCAGCUGUUAUAUCUAAGUUCCGAGAGCGGGAAAUCGGUUUUGGCGCGGACAUCAAGGAGAUGUAUCACCAGUUACGGAUUCGAGAUGAAGAUAAGCGAGUACAAAGAUUCCUGUUCCGGAACGAUUCGUCCGCGAAGCCGGAUGUUUACGUAAUGGACGUGGCAACGUUUGGAUCGACGAGCCUGCCAUGCUCCGCACAAUAUGUAAAAAACAUAAACGCGAAAGAAUAUGCGGGACAGUUUCCAGCGGCUGCAAAAGCCAUAAUCGAAAAUCACUACGUCGAUGACUACUUUGACAGCGCGGACACAAUCGAAGAAGCAGUGGAACGAGCAAAAGAUGUGCGUUACGUCCAUUCCAAGGGCGGUUUCGAGCUACGAAACUGGGUCUCCAACUCCGACGAGUUUUUAGUAGCCUUGGGAGAACGAAAAGCCAAUCAGUGCGUACGCUUUAGUGAAGAUAAGGAAUCCGGAUCCGAGCGAGUACUAGGGAUCGUAUGGAGUCCCGCUAGCGAUGAAUUUUCGUUUUUCACCACGUUGAGAGGCGAUCUAACACCAUUUCUGUCCGGUGAGCGACUACCAACGAAAAGAAUCGUGAUGAGUUGCGUGAUGCGCUUCUUUGACCCGUUAGGACUGUUGACGAACUUUACGUUUUAUGGCAAAUUAUUGAUUCAAGAUCUAUGGCGCAGCGGAUGCGAGUGGGAUCAGCAAAUCGAUAGCGAUUGUGCAGAAAAGAGCUGUUCAGUAGACUACGGCAGCCUGCAGUUGCAUACGUUCACCGACGUGAGUCAACACGCGUACGGGACAGCUGUGUAUCUCCGGGUAAAGACGACCGAAGGACCAAUAUGUUCGCUUGGGUUGUCGAAGUCAAAGGUUUCACCACUACAGCACAUGUCAAUUCCCCGUUUGGAGCUCCAAGCAGCUGUUGAAACGACGAUUCAUGUGGUCCGAUUCGAAAACGGUGUUGUCAUGGAUACACUCCGACCAUCGCCGAUACAAGCAAUUCGUGGCAUUCAGGAUCGGUGA